Molecule: messenger RNA, 803 nt
Organism: Zeugodacus cucurbitae (melon fly)
Lineage: Eukaryota; Metazoa; Arthropoda; Insecta; Diptera; Tephritidae
Product: INO80 complex subunit C
Exons: 2
Coding region: 52-396 (114 amino acids)
Biological process (GO): chromatin remodeling
Cellular component (GO): Ino80 complex
Source: RefSeq, a predicted model, not a curated record
AUUGGCGUCAAUUCUGCAGUUUAGCGCUUUAAUUUGUGAAAAAUUAUUAAAAUGUCUGAAGAACCUCCAAAGAUUAGUUUUAAAAACGCACAAUAUAGCUAUAUCGAACCUGGUGGCAAGAAACACGUCUUCAAAUCACUGAAACAAAUACUGGCUGUGGAGAAAACGCAGCAGCUGCCCGAAGGCACUAUGUCUUACUCCUCCUUCAAUGCGCCACCCUCCUUGCGACCGCCUAAAAAAUACUCGGACAUUUCGGGUCUGAUUGCACCGUACACUGAUCCACACUCUAAAUUGCGUUAUGCCAAUUCUGAUGAAUAUGCCGUAGUUAAGACUUUGCCUUCUGAUAUUGUCGCCGGUUAUUUGGCUUUGCGUGGUGCGAGCAGUAUUGUUGGCUAAUAAUCAAAAGCCGAAAAAAUUAGACUAAUUAAUAAUAAUAAUAUUAAUAAUUAAGCAAGUUAAGUAGCAGAAAUUCAAGAUCAUAAAUGUUGAUGUUUGCUGAUAAAUGUUUACAAGUUUGAAUGCAUAAUUUAAAUACCGGAUACACUUACAUGUACAGAAACCAUUAAAUUUAAGCAAAUUCUAAAUUGUGGGUGAAACGUAAACCAAGUAAGCACAUCUUGAUUUAUUAUAUAUAAGACAAUAGUAGCUAUUUGUAGAUUUUAUCAGUAAGUAGUUUUAUCAGCAGUUCUCUCACUACUUGUGUGUUUUAUUGAUAAUAUAGUUUAUUUUAUUAAUUUUAGCAAUAUUUUGUUGGCAAAUAUUUGAACUAAAAAUAUAAAGCAGUUUGCUACAUUAUAUCGAUA